UGGAUAUUUUACACUCUUUGGAUUCGAGGACUCUUCCUGUCUAUCAUGUUGACGUGGCAAUUGUGGUGUACUUUAUUAUGUGUUUUGUGGAUUUAUUUUUUGUGGUCACGUCGCAGAUUCUAUCGGCUAAUAUUCCAAAUACCUGGGCCACUAGGUUAUCCCUUAGUUGGCAUGGCACACAAGCUGUUCCAUAAGGAAGAUGUGCUGCAGGUGCUUAAACACUAUUUGGAUAAACAUGGACAAUUCUUUUUUUCUUGGCUGGGUCCGAUGCCAUUUUUAAUCGUCAAAGAUCCCAAAAUUAUACAGGAUAUUUUCAACUCACCGCAUUGUGUUAACAAGGGCAUCAUCUAUCUAGCAAUAGAUGAUGCCAAUGGCCAAGGAUUAUUUAGCAAGCCAGAGCCCCUUUGGAGUGUGCAUCGAAAAUUACUGAAUCCAGCAUUUGGCCACAAGUUGCUGGUUAGUUUUGGGCCUAUUUUCAAUGCAGAGUCUGCAUCGCUGUUGAAAACUUUGGAACCAUUGGUGGAUGAUGGCGAAAAUAACUUGAUACCAUUGCUGCAGAGUUUUACGUUGAAUAUAGCAACUCAAACCACAAUGGGAACUGAAGUGAAGUAUAGUGAAUACAUAAGGAGCAACAAACUGCUCGAAGCUUUUCAUAGUCUUUUGGAAGCCGCGACAGAUAUGUGUUUUUCACCCUGGUUGCUUAGUAAAACGAUUCGUCAACUAUUGGGCAGAGAGAAACAAUAUUCUAAAAUCAAGUCACAGAUAAGUGAUUUCAUCAGAAAGAUUAUAGAAGCGAAACUGACAAAGGGUUCUCAAGCUCCGCCACUGCCGGAGGACAAGAAUAUAUUUCUAAAUCUAGCUACAGAUUUGAUGAAUCGUGGAAUCUUUACCACACAGGAUGUCCAAAACGAAUCGAGUACCAUUGUAUUUGGUGCUUUUGAGACAACAGCUAAUACGGUGGCGUACACAUUGAUAUUGCUUGCCAUGUUUCCCGAGUAUCAAGAGAAGGCCUUUGAAGAGAUUCGCACAUUGUUUCCCAAUACAGGAGACUUUGAAGUUACCUACGGCGAUACCCAGAAUAUGACUUAUAUGGAUCUUAUACUCAAUGAGUCAAUGCGAGUUUUGACUCCAGUUCCAAUUGUUGCGCGACAGACAAUGCAGGAUGUGCGACUUUCCAAUGGCAUUGUUUUACCAAAAGGAGUUCAAAUCGGUAUAGACAUCUUUCACCUGCAUCGCGAUAAGAAUAUUUGGGGGGAAAAUGCGGAAACUUUUGAUCCAGAACAUUUUCUUCCCCAUCAUAUGCAGGAUAAGCAUCCGUAUUCGUUUAUUCCCUUCACAAAGGGAAUACGCAAUUGCAUAGGUUGGCGAUAUGCCUUAUUAUCGUCAAAAAUAACAUUGGCGAAAUUGCUGAGGAAUUACAAAUUCUCGACCAGCUUUAAAUUUGAAGAUCUUGACUUUGUUGAGGAUAUAACUUUGAAAUUGAGGAAAGUGCCCUUGCUGGAAGUGCAAAAACGAUAGUAUAAAGCGAUAUAUACAGAUUUAUUCAAUAAAAUUUAUUGUCUACAUUUACUUAUUGUUAUUAAAACGUAUGAGAAAUGUACUUGACGGACAGACAAAGGGUUUUACAUAAAGGGUUUUUGUUAAGAAACAGUCUGUGUAUGGUAUAUUUUGAACGUAAGGAAUAUUAUAAAUAUACUGCUUGAUAUAUAUUUGGUUCAUAUAUAAAUUUAUUUCAAAUUAAACAAAUUUUGUAUCAAUACUGCAAUUUUUUAAGAACAACAAAAGCUUC
Molecule: messenger RNA, 1789 nt
Organism: Drosophila sulfurigaster albostrigata
Lineage: Eukaryota; Metazoa; Arthropoda; Insecta; Diptera; Drosophilidae
Product: probable cytochrome P450 313a4
Molecular function (GO): iron ion binding; monooxygenase activity; heme binding
Source: RefSeq, a predicted model, not a curated record